AUGCUUGAGGGCGGCAAGUCUUUGAGCGCAAAGGCCAUAUGCAAGCUAAGGCAUCUGGGGAAGUUUGCGACCAGUCGAAAGGCAAUUCCAGUCUUCAAAGGCGUCUUGGCAUAUAUCAUUGCGUUUAUUCUUAUUUUUCUGAGAGGAUUCGACGAUCUAUCGCAAGUUCCAAUUACAUUCACUGGUACAAUUCUCAUUGUCAUUGCUGGAACUCCAGGAAAAUCUGUUGGCGCAUGUCUGACUGCGACCUUUUUCGCCAUCCUUGGGGUCUGUGUUGGGUCUCUGAACUUUGUGAUUCUCGCCCAUCUAGGACAUGAGCCCGUUGCUCAGGCUGUAGUGUUUGCCGUUAUGGUCUACUUACUGGCGUUGAUCAAGGCGCAAGGGUUGAAAUACUUUGGGUUCUCCUUACUUGCCAUCCUUAUGAGCUUCAAUGGGAUCUACACAUCCAUGAUGCUCGGUACUGGAUUUAGCUCGACGUACCUCAAGGAAUAUAUCAAGUCAUAUCUGUGGGGCUCGGCCAUCGUCCUCUUCGUCAACCUCUUCGUCUUUCCUGUCUCUUCGGAACGGGAACUUCGCAAACUUCUCGUCAUGUCCCUUGAGCAUGUUGCUACUUACUCCCAUUUACUCGCCAAGACGUAUACAUUGACCCUGACCGAUGAAGAACGCGACGCCCGGGCUCGGCUGGCACAAACUAUCCGAGCCGAUUUCGGCUUGCUGACGAUGAAAAUGGCUGAGACUUCGGCUGAAAUCAAUUGGUCUAGAUGGAGUAUGGAUGAUUAUUUGGUAUUUGUGGCAAAAACAAGAGCCGUUCAAUUGGCACUAAUCACCUCACACACAUCCAUAUCUAAUAUCCACUCCCAAAAUGCAACGCUAUUCAAAGAAUAUUUCCUACCCUCUACGCUCAAGCCGUUUCAACGCAUGCGACGGGACAUUGAUAUGGCAAUUCAAGAAAUUAGCGAAGCGCUUGGCGGCUCUCCAGCCCGAACAACCAGGCCAAGUGAAUGUGACACUGACUCUCCCCCUAAAGAUCUCGAGAAAUCGGCUGUUCCUGGCCCAACCAGCAUAUCAUAUCCUACUACAGCUGGGGCGGAACAGGACCUUCGCAAGCGGGCUCUCCUCGCUGGCUCGUCCGCCGCACGCACAGCUACAGGAAAUGAUACUCCAGCAGCAGCGGCUGACGAAGACGAACAAGAUGAGAUUAGAGAAAGACUCAGGAGGGUCGCGGCACGAUUGGCAGAAGAAGUGGCCAACGAAGGUCUCAGUCCCGCGGGCGGCGAUAAAUCUUUGCCAACUAGUACAACGACAGCCCUGUCUCUUAGUACCAAAACUGCCACUGCUUCUGAUCACUCAGACGCCGAUCACAAACAAGAUCACGGUCAUGGGACCAAACCGGCUCGAAAAUGUACAUGUGGCCCCUCGGCAAUUCUUAACGACUUCAAUGCAUUCCGGCUUAAACAGCAAGAGCUUCUAGGCGCUGCAUUGGUUUGCGGGCGACUGCAUGGAGGAUCAAGUAGAUUGAGAUUAUACGAAGAAAGGAAAAGCGUAGCACAGGAGGAAGGAAGAGAUUGGGUAAGGGGCGAAGCGGAGAUGCGUAAACGGCGGGGAGCUACGAGCAGAGCAACUAGUGUUAAGGCUUCUGAGGCGGACCGGGAACCAAGUCGACCUGUCAGUACCGUGGACUUUGAUCUGGAAGAAGGCAUACAGGAUGAAGAAGACGAUCCGAAGAAAGUGAGAGAGGAUCAGAUGAUGACUGAUACGAGGCAAUGCCUGGUUCGCGUUUAUUCACUUCUAUAUGCACUUAACCAAUUUGCCCACGAAUUAAGCACAUUCCAUGAAGCAGUCAUCUCACGAAAAACUCGUCCUAAACGGGUACACGUCCAUCUAUUUGAGACGUUGGCGGGGAAAGUGCACAAGGCUGAGCGGAAGCGAAAAGAGCGUGCGCAACGGCCCCCAAUCUCCAACCGCACGUCAAGAUCCGAGACCGGGGUCAUGGAGAUAGACAACGCGAGCCAAGUAGAAGAUCGGGAGCUAUGUGUUCGUGAGGCAUUGGCGAUACUCGAACAACAAGAAUAUGUCCCCCAAAAUGUGAACAUUUGGCAAAAACUGGAGCGCGCAAAACGGUUGUUUGAGAGCCCGACUAGCAUAUAUGCGGGAAAGACAGCAGCUGCGACGUUGAUUUUCGCCGUAUUGAUAUGGGCUCCAGCUACUCGACAAUGGUUCAUCAAUUAUGGGCUAACUGGAGGACUCAUUACUGUUGUGGUGGCUCUUACCCCGACAUUGGGCCAAACUCUGUUUACUUUCGUAAUGCAAAUCGCUGGCUCGGCAGUUGGAUAUAUUAUGGCGAUCAUUGUCCUAGAGGCAUUCAAGGAUGUUGGCGGGUACAGAUUUAACCCCUAUGGGAUAACAUGCUUGGUUGGGCUAUUUGCUAUCCCAUUUCAGUACUUGAUCUACGAGAAACCGAUGUAUUUCACCCUUGCCCUUCUCGCUCUCAACGGAACUGGGGUUAUUGUGGUCACCGAAUGGACAGUGCAGCAGUACCAAGGUCGACACAACUAUGAUUCCCCCCCAUACCGCGCCGGCAAGGCACUCUCCUCCUUAGCAGUCGCUCUUGCGAUAGUCGGAACCUUCCAAUUGGUAGUACUCCGAAACCCAGCUCGCCGACAGCUCCGAGAAUCAACGGCCCGAAUUGUAUAUGGGCUUCUGGGUUAUAACACGAUUUUGCAGGCCUACGUUCGGGCGACUAUGCCAGCUGACCCUGCGUUCCGCGCCCCCCAGGCUGCAUUAGAGCGGGUUGAGCAUGAUUUGAGACACAGGGAGAUGAAACUUCAGACACAAUUGAUCGAGGUAAUGCCAUUACUUAUGUUCGCGAAUUCCGAGCCACAACUCGCAAAACCCUUCCGAGGGGAUGUUGUAAACAAGCUGUUGAAAAGCUGUCGUAUUAUCCUAGACCGGUACCGCGAGGCGCGUGCAGCCAUCGGAACCACACCGUUUGACGAAUACAUCAUUGAAGAGUUUAUAUCAGUGCUAUCUCCAUAUCGUCGUCGAUUCACGCGAACUAUCAAGACCAGCUUCUACUUGUUUCCUCUACCACACGAUAUUCAAGGGGUCACUGAUUGGCAAGCCGAUUUCAUUCACGACGCACUGGUUUUAUCUACUCGCAUGGCACGUAGUGAGACCGGAGCGAACAGUGUCAAGAGCGAAGAGUUUUCGAGGUAUUGGUACUACUUGCUAACGGUUUCGACUAUCGGCGAACAACUCAAGGAAAUGGAGGCAGCUUGUAAAGAGUUGUUUGGAGAGUUGGAGGAUCAUCCAAGAGGCGACUCACCAUGGGGACCUAAGUUUCCUCAUUAUUCGAGAAUUUCUGAAGAUUCUAUCGAUGCUUCCUUUGAUGCGUACAUUCAACGCAAGGAAUCUCUUAGUGAGGCAUCGCACGAUCUUAUGCCACUCAGCGUCCUCGAAACGGCUCUUGCAGUUGGUGAGAAUAUGCACAAAGUUGGGUUCCACACCGGUAACAAGAUAUUUCCGGUAUUGAUGAAGACGAUCCGGGGGUAUACUGAUAUACACAAGGGUGAAAUACUCAGUCACUACUAUGGACUACUCUGUAACAAGAUGCUCGACCCGUUUUUAGAAGAAUUAAAGCCGAGCAUGGAGCGAGUCACUGUGGCCGACCGACUCGCCGAGAAAGCUCUGGGUUGUAUGAGUAAAGCCCUUUAUACCGAGGAUUUAUCAAAUGUUGCAGAUGCCCUUGGAUGUAGCAAGAAGACAGGAACAGCGUUCGUCCUCGAAGGCGGCUUAGGCUUUCGGGAUGUGAGGUUUCUUGUCGAUGUGGUAUGGAAGAGUCGCAAAGCAAUUAUUCCUCUCAGAAGAGACGAGAUUUUGCCCGGUCUGCCGGCCCUGGUAUUUGUCCUUUGCGAAAUGAUCAUUUUCUCUAAUGCUCCAAAGCCGACCCGACCAUGGGGGAAAUUACAAGAUAUUUUAUUGCGUUGCUAUCUCGGCGAUACUUCCCUGCCUGAACGGGCUAUCCUGCGCCAACUCGCCAUAUUUCUCCAUCAUCGGAUUCAAGAGUACAAGAUUCCAGAGGACUAUGUACCAGUCGACCAAGAAGACUUUUGUGCGAUAGCAGGGGCUUGGAGUGAUAUGUUGACUCCACCAUUGGACUUGGCCCUAGCACCAGUCAUGCUCUUGGAUGUUUCGAUUAUUUUUUUUCAGUGGAUCUUUCGUCUCAUGGCAAAUCCUCGUGGAAAUGAGGGGACGCUGGUAGCGGAAUGGCUGGCGCCUGCAAUCAUGGCGGGCGGCUUCGAACGGCUACGGCUAGAGAUAGACCGAGAACGUGAUGGUCCAAUGGCACUUCCUAGGCGCGGCUUUACAAGAAAUUACGCUGCCGAACUUUUUGGACAUUCAAGCGUGAUUGGUAAAUCAAUUCAGUCGUCCGCAGUCAAGGAUAAAUUUGUGCAAACCCUAUACGAGCUUGAUUUCCAUGAGCUUGCUGGUCGCGUGUUGUUGCUUGUAACGCGGGAAGAUGUCAAUCAAUAUACUGAAAAUGAGCCCGAUAAACUGAUGCAUUAUAUUGAAAGCCUUGACCGGGUCAGCGAAGCAUUGAACGAUGCACUUCCACCCCAUUCUCCUAAUCUCUCCGAAAGUAUAUUUGCAGAUUGGUUCAAAAUCAAUUCACAAAUGGAACUUUAUCGCUCUGGAAUACUCCCCUCGAAGACAACACUUGCUGUGGGCGAGAACAUGCACAAGGUUGGAUUUAAGAGCGGCGACAAGAUCUUUCCCGUCUUGAUGUCAACUAUCCGCAAGUAUACCAAAUUGCACAAGGGAGGUAUAUUCGACAGGUAUUACGGGUUUUUAUGUGUCAGACACCUCAUUCGUAUGGUUUGCAUUGGUGCGCUGCGUCAGUGCAAGCGACUUGACAAGUUCUUGAAUGGCAUCGAACCGGACGUGCCAUGGCAGGAAGCCACUGAGGAGCUUGUAGCGAACACCCUGCAAUCGAUGAUCGAAGUGCUCUGCUCUGAAAACUCGGUCAACGUGGAACAUUUGCUUGCUAUGAUGUCACAAAGCGGGCACGCGUUUACGAUUGAUGGUGGACUCGGCUAUGAGGAUGUCGAAUUCUUGAUUCUAAUGCUGUGGAAAGAUCGCAAAUCGUUGGUACCACUACGGCUAUGUGGACUACUGCCAGGCCUACCGGCUAUGCUUUUUGUUCUGUGUCAAAUGACUGUUUUAUCCAAGAGCUCUAUAAUUCAUCGACCAUGGCUCGCCCUAGAAGAUAUCAUUUUCCGCUGCUAUAUAGGGGAGACCACGAAUCCUGAACGUGAAAUCUUGCGGCAAUUCUGCAUAUACAUCGAAAGUCAUGUAUUGAAUCGGUAUCACGCAAUAUCUCUCGAUUACGAACGCGUUGACAAGGAAGAUUCGCGCACAGUCGCCGAAGCGUACUGUACAGUUUUCACACCACCAAUGGAUCUCUCCCUUGCUCCUAUUAUCCAACUCGAUGUAUCUAUGAUGUUGUUUCGAUGGGUACUUGAUUUGCUAGGCUGGCAGGCGAAAGGGGCACUUGCUGGGGAAGACCUUGUACCUCACAUAAUCAAGAGCGCGAUGGCCAGGUUAACUCUCGAGAUCGACCGGGAAUGGUCUGGACCAAUGCUGGAUAAAAGGCGAGCAUUCACGAAUCGUUAUGCGGGCGAGGUCUUUGGAUAUACAAGCUCUCUUGUUCUCCAAAAAAAGAUUUCUACGCACAGUGUGCAGCAAGCACUGGUGCAAAUGUUUGUGGAGGGCGACUUUCAUGAACUUGCCGGCCGAGUUUUGAUGCUUGUCACGCGGGAAUCCUCUCAUUCACCCCCAUCUUUCGAUGAGCUCUGUAUGUCUUUCAGACAGAUUGGCAAGGCCUUUGAUAUGCUCCCUAGCCCUUCACCCGAACAACUAGAAUCCAUCGCACUCACAUGGCGCAAGAUUUUUCUCAACUUGAUGUACCACCAUCAGUCGGUGCUGACGCAUACGCACGAAGAUGUUAUCGAUGAGGCAGUGCAAUCAUGGGACGCCCUACGACCAUCCAGUAUCAAACGACCGCCCGAUGUGUUCGAGUGUACGAACCCAAGAUGUGCUAUCCGUUCCACAUAUGCGGUUCGGCCAGAGGCAUGUAUUGUUUGCGGCGAGUGCGAGGAGGCAAUGUACUGCGGUCGGAGGUGCCAACAAAUACAUUGGUCGCUUGAAUCAGCAGAUGCCCACUGGCGCCAUUGUCGGUCACCAGAAGAUUAG
Molecule: messenger RNA, 6252 nt
Organism: Rhizoctonia solani
Lineage: Eukaryota; Fungi; Basidiomycota; Agaricomycetes; Cantharellales; Ceratobasidiaceae
Product: fusaric acid resistance-like protein
Exons: 33
Coding region: 1-6252 (2083 amino acids)
Source: RefSeq, a predicted model, not a curated record